Messenger RNA from Myxocyprinus asiaticus (Chinese sucker), 1428 nucleotides. It is a transcript of the gene serpina10b, whose product is annotated as serpin peptidase inhibitor, clade A (alpha-1 antiproteinase, antitrypsin), member 10b. Gene Ontology annotation, biological process: blood coagulation; negative regulation of endopeptidase activity. The record is from RefSeq and is a predicted model, not a curated record. The coding region runs from base 160 to 1365 and encodes 401 amino acids. The transcript has 6 exons. NCBI's taxonomy places the organism in Eukaryota, Metazoa, Chordata, Actinopteri, Cypriniformes, Catostomidae. Gene Ontology annotation, molecular function: serine-type endopeptidase inhibitor activity.
CAUUCACAGUACACGAUGAAAGAGCUUUGAAAUGGACAGAUGAAAUCAAUAGACAGAAGAGAUUUUGUAAAGCAGCAUUUCACUUAUUCAAGAGACACAAACAGUCAGCAGAAGAAUCUCCAUCGCCACUAAGUGUGUGAAACACAUUUCAUUUCUAAAAUGGAGUUACGAGCACUUUUCAUCAUCAUUUAUUCAUCGGGUUUUCUGAGCACCUUCAAAACUCAAGAAGUCAAAACUCCUGACGUCACUGAUCUGGCCUUCAAAAAUAUCGACUUUGCCAUGAAUCUCUAUCGCAAGAUAUCCAGUUAUAAUGACAGGAACGUGUUCUUGUCGCCGCUCAGCGUCUCCACGUCUUUCGCCACACUCUUAUUGGCUGCUCAGGGCUCGACACGCGCUCAGAUCGUGAAGGGACUGAAUCUUGAAUCUCUGGAUGAUUCUCGAGAUGUUGAAGUGAUUCCGCGACUCUUUGAGCAGCUGCAGAAGAAUCUGUCUCUUGACAGGAUGCUGCAGAUGGAGCAGAGCACGGCGCUCUUUAUAGAUGAGCAGUUUCAGGUCGAGACACUUUUCAGUGAUCAGAUCAAGAAUUUCUUUGGCGCUGAGGUCAAUAAUGUGGAUUUUGGAAAGACUGAGACCAGCCGGCAGUUCAUCAAUGAAUAUGUGAGCAGAAAAACGGGUCAUAAAGUGAAUGAAAUGGUGAAGAGCAUCAAGCCGCUGACACAGAUGAUGCUGAUCAACACCAUCUUCUAUCAGGGUGGCUGGGAACGUCCCUUUGACCCAAACAACACAAAAACAAGUCGCUUUUUUAUAGACAAGUACAACAUUGUUCAGGUUGCGAAGAUGUUGAAGGAGGAUCAAUUCUACACGACUGAAGACAGCGAGAUCAGAGCGCGAGUGCUGCGGCUGUCGUAUCGUGAUGGAGUUGCCAUGUUGAUACUGCUGCCUGAUGAAAAUGUAGAUUAUACCAUCAUAGAUGAUGAAAUCAACGCACAACGAUUCUUCAAAUGGAUUAAAAACAUGAGACAAAUCAAACUGGAGGUUCAUCUGCCCAAGUUCAAGAUGGAGCAGUCUUAUGUUUUGCAUGAAAUUUUGCCUCAUUUGGGCAUCAAGAGUGUUUUUGAAGAUUCAGCAGAUCUCACAGGUUUGAGUAAAGACGCGGGGCUGAAGGUCUCACAGGUGCUGCAUAAAGCCGUUAUUGAGGUGGAUGAGAAAGGCACGACUGCAGCUGCGGCGACAUCGAUGGGAAUUACAGCUUAUUCUCUUCCAGCAACAUUCAUCGUGGACCGACCAUUUUUCUUCUUCCUGUAUCAUGAAGCCACUCACAGUCUGAUGUUUAUGGGCAGAGUGAUCGACCCCACACAGAACUGACACAAACUACACUGAUUGGAGGAUCUUUUCAAAUGAACCUCAUUAAAAAAUACUUUAAGCAAG